Messenger RNA from Mugil cephalus (flathead mullet), 1714 nucleotides. It is a transcript of the gene arr3a, whose product is annotated as arrestin 3a, retinal (X-arrestin). NCBI's taxonomy places the organism in Eukaryota, Metazoa, Chordata, Actinopteri, Mugiliformes, Mugilidae. The transcript has 18 exons. Gene Ontology annotation, molecular function: G protein-coupled receptor binding. The record is from RefSeq and is a predicted model, not a curated record. The coding region runs from base 125 to 1192 and encodes 355 amino acids. Gene Ontology annotation, biological process: visual perception; G protein-coupled receptor internalization; signal transduction.
CAGAGGGAGGCUGUGAGUAUAAAAGGGCAGAUCAGCUGUCGGGGGGUCACACUCUCAACUUACCCCGACGCUCUCCGCUCUGCACGGCCACGACAACCAAGGGGAGACUAAACAUCCUGCAGAGAUGGCAAAGGUUUUCAAGAAGACCAGUGGAAAUGGAGGGCUGACGCUCUACCUGGGGAAGAGGGACUACGUGGACCACGUGUCCUCUGUGGACAAAGUCGAUGGCGUGGUCAAACUGGACACGGCGGACUUUGGGGACAGAAAAGUGUUCGUGCAGCUGGCCUGCGCCUUCCGCUACGGCAGCGACGACCUGGACGUGAUGGGCCUGUGCUUCAGGAAGGACAUCUGGGUGAACCACGUCCAGAUCUACCCCGACGGCACCAAGCCCGCCCUGACCGCCAUGCACGACACCCUGAUGAAGAAGGCCGGGGACAACGCGCACCCCUUCACAUUCGAAAUCCCCAACAACCUGCCGUGCUCCGUGUCUCUGCAGCCUGGACCUGACGACCAGGGGAAGGCAUGCGGCGUCGACUUUGAGGUCAAAACUUAUCUGGCCAAGGAGAAGUCCAACCCCGACGAAAAGAUCGAUAAGAAGGACACCGCUCGUCUCAUCAUCCGUAAAAUCCAGUUCGCCCCCUCCGAGGUGGGAGCCGGGCCCAAGGCCGACAUCUGCAAGAGCUUCAUGAUGUCCGACAAGCCCGUUCAUCUAGAAGCUUCCAUGGAGAAAGAUCUUUACUUUCACGGUGAAUCCAUCCCUCUCAAAGUCAAAAUCAACAACGAGAGCAACAAAACCGUCAAGAAAAUCAAAAUCAGUGUGGAACAGACCACAGACAUCGUCCUCUACUCAGCAGACAAAUACACCAAGAUCGUUCUUUCCCAAGAGUUUGGGGAGACGGUCGACCCCAGCGGCACCUUCGAUAAAACUCUGAGCAUCACGCCACAGCUGAGCGACAACAAGGAGAAGAGGGGACUGGCUCUGGACGGGCGACUGAAGGACGAGGACACCAACCUGGCCUCCACCACCAUGCUGCGACAGGGUGUUGAGAAAGAAGUGCUGGGCAUCCUGGUUUCCUACAAGAUUAAAGUGAACCUGAUGGUGGCCGGCGGAGGCCUGCUGGGCGGCCUCACCUCCAGUGACGUCACAGUGGAGCUGCCGCUGAGACUCAUGCACCCACAGCCCGCAGAGUAAAAACAACACAUCCACCAUCUUGAGAGAAGACUUCCCCAUAGUAAAGAGGAUGUUACCACGGAGGUGGAGGAGAGACGCACAGAAAGAGAAGAAGACACAACAAAGGAGAAGAAGAAGAGGAAGAGGAAGAGGAAGAGGAGGAUGAGGAGGAGGAAGAGGAGGGGGAAGAAGAACAGGAGGAACACCACUGGACAGAAACCAGCUGAAGACAAAGAGCUUUUCAACACACCAGCGACAUCCAGAUGUAACAUCAGACUCCUCGUUCUCAUUUAGCUCCAGUCACUUUUCUGUAGGAGGAGUCUUUAGAUCAUAUUCAACUUUUAGACGCCACACAAACAAACACACAUUAAUAGUCAUUCAUCUAUUUAUAGAACAUGAACUAGGAAUUCAGAGGGAAGCCAAUAAAAGCCACUGUGAUUCAACCAUGGUUCACUUGAAACUUUCUUUCUGUGAAAUGGACCAGAAAUGACUCUGGUUGUAAAAAUAUCCCGAAAUAAUAAAAAAUGCUUUUAAAAAUAAAAA